Fraxinus pennsylvanica is the source of this 927-nucleotide messenger RNA. The record is from the annotation of a GenBank genome assembly. Lineage: Eukaryota; Viridiplantae; Streptophyta; Magnoliopsida; Lamiales; Oleaceae.
AUGAAUGAUCUUUUAUCAGGUUCAUUUGCGACCUCUAGGGAUGGAACUUCCAGAAACAGAGAUAUUGAAAUGGGAACAACGAGACCAAUGAAUUCAGGAGAACUAGGCCUGGACAGUUUCUUUAACAAGGUUCAUGAGAUAGAGAAGCAAUAUGAAAAACUCAAUAAGCUACUCAAAAAGCUUCAGGAUGCUCAUGAGGAAUCAAAGGCUGUUACCAAAGCUGCUGCUAUGAAAGCUAUCAAGCAGCAGAUGGAGAAGGAUGUUGAUGAAGUUGGAAAAAUUUCCCGUUCCAUAAAAUCAAAAAUCGAGGAACUUGAUAGAGAGAAUUUAGCCAAUAGACAAAAGCCUGGAUGCGGAAAAGGAUCAGGUGUAGAUAGAUCGAGAACAGCGACUACAGUGGCCUUGAGGAAGAAGUUCAAAGACAAGAUGUCUGAGUUCCAGGCUUUAAGAGAAAACAUCCAUCAGGAGUAUCGUGAAGUUGUCGAGAGGCGUGUAUUCACAGUGACUGGAAGUCGAGCUGAUGAAGAGACAAUUGAUAGAUUGAUCGAAACUGGGGAUAGUGAACAGAUUUUUCAGAAAGCAAUUAGUGAGCAAGGGAGAGGCCAGAUAAUGGACACACUUGCAGAAAUUCAAGAGCGGCAUGAUGCAGUUCAAGACUUAGAGAGGAAGCUUCUUGAAUUGCAGCAGGUAUUCUUGGACAUGGCAGUGCUGGUAGAUGAGCAAGGGGACAUGAUCAAUAACAUAGAAUCACAUGUAUCAUCUGCAGUAGACCAUGUGCAGUCUGGGAAUGUUGCUCUUCAGAAGGCAAAGAGUUUACAAAAGAACUCCAGGAAAUGGAUGUGCAUUGCUAUCCUCAUUCUUCUUAUCAUUGUUGCAAUCAUUGUUGUGGGUGUACUCAAGCCAUGGAAGAGCGACAAGGGUGCUUAG